Messenger RNA from Eimeria tenella, 7788 nucleotides. RefSeq lists its product as uncharacterized. NCBI's taxonomy places the organism in Eukaryota, Apicomplexa, Conoidasida, Eucoccidiorida, Eimeriidae. Bases 1 to 7788 code for a protein of 2595 amino acids. The record is from RefSeq and is a predicted model, not a curated record. The transcript is spliced from 6 exons.
AUGCCUGUACAGUUAAGGGCCUUUGGCUCCCCGCGGCUGCUGAGCCGUUUAACAGGGCAAGGAAAUACUCGAAAGCCCCAACAGGAGCCCACUCCUUUCAUGGACACAGGACAAAAUAGAGAUGCAGACCCCAUAAAGGCUGUAGAGGAGUCAAGAGGGGGACCUGAAACACAGCUAGCCCUUCCUGGUGAUCGUCCAUCAUCUCCUCUAUUGCCUAGACAAGCAGAACACUUUGGGGUUCCCGGGGGGUCUUGGCUGCCUCCAUUACAGGCAGUGGCUGCAGCAGAGGGCCUCCCAACCCCAAAAGGGUCUCCGCCGGUGCCCCGGGGCCCACUUAGUGCCUCUGAGGCUCUUGCGGGGCCCUUAAAGGGCAGCGCUGCAAACGCCUGUGAGAUUACGGAGCAUACAGGCAUUGAUACUACUGCUGCUGCUGCUGCAGAUUCGGGAAAUCCACACGACAAAGGCAAACGGUCGCCUGCAUCUCAGCGUCGCAGUAUCUUAAGCCUUCCAAUGUGGCAGAGGAGAGCUACUGAAAGAAUUACCGCAGGUGUACCCAACAGCAGCCGCCGGCGUCGUCGUGUCUUCAGUGUCACGGGCAGGAAACAGCAGACAGAAGCUGCUGCAGCAAGUAGCAAGCCUGCUGACGCAAAGGAAGCCCUGGCGCCGGGAGAAGCUGCAACUUCAAUAGCCCAAGCAGAAACAGGCGAAACCGCGACAGCAGAAAAAACAGAUGCAGUCAAAGCAGCAGCAGAGGAUGCAGAGGCGUCAGCUGCCGCUGCAGCACACCAAUGCGUUGAGUGGAAGAUGCAGUCAGUUACCGCCGCCGCCUCAGUGGAAAAGCAGAGUCUAGAGCAGCAGCAAGAUCAGCAACAACCCGACCGUUAUUCAGCCGAAAAAGAUAGGAAUGCCCGUGCUCUGGGGUCGGAGAGCUCACACAGGCCUCCGCAGAAUGAGGCAGACAAAAUUGCUGGUGUGGGGUCCCCAGAUGAGGCGCAGGGCCCUGCUGCUUCGGUUGCAGCGAAAACCUCACGACGUAGUAUCCUAAAGGCAUUCUUCCUGCCCAGUCGGAGAGUUUCACAGUUGCAGCAACAGCAGCACAACCAGCAUGAGCAGCACAACGAGGAGAAACGGCGAGAAAAGGAGCAACAGGAAUCGCAGGCUUCAGGCGGUUGGGGAGGAACUGCGGCACCUCAGGCAGACGAGCAUCGCCAACCUUCAUUUCCUUCUCCACUUGAACACGACACUUUGAAGGAAUCUGCGAAGACGGGAGAUGCUCCACAAGGCCUUCAAAGCUCUUCGCCCGUUGCAGUGCCUCCUAGAAGGCAGCAGCACUUUCAGGAGCAAUUUCAGCAGCAAUCAGAGAUGCAGAAAUUUCAGGAACAGGAGAAGCAGGUGUCACAAAAACCUGUGCACCAGGACCCACAGGAGCAACAGCAAGAGCCGCAUAUGCAGCAGCAUAGGCACCUACGUCACACCCAGAGAAAGCUGGAGCCCAAUCCAAGGGGACGCAAUCACACAGUCGUAGGGCCCCUCGCUGCACUGAAAAGCAGCAACAUUAAAGACAGCACCAGAAGCAACAAACGCUUCCGAAGCAAGGAGGUAAGGAGCCCUAAGCAGGGAAAGGAGUGGCAGGACGAUCAGCAGCAGUCGCAGCAGCAGCAGCAAAAGCAAUCAAGACGUGAAAAACUACGCGCUACCAUCGCCGCCCCACGAUCACUAGCGCAUUCUGAGCACAUGCAGUCUCCGCAGCCUCCGCUAUCACAACAGACACAGCAGGAGUGGCAGGACGAGCACCCGCAAACGCAGGAAGAGGAGCAACCAAGGCACGAAAAGCUGCGAGCCACCACUGUACUAACAAGACCACGAAGACAUUCUCCGCAUGAGCACCGUCCGGAGCAGCAGCAACCGCAGCACCAUCGCCUGCAGCUCUUGCGAAGCCAAAGACCGCUUCAAUAUCUCUCAACUUCGCGGAAACUGCAGCAACGCAUGGCCCAAGACACAGUGCCUGCGGAUAGCAGCAACAGCCAAAGCUGCGAGGCGAGGGAUGCAGAGGAUGCAUUGCAGCUGCCUGAGCAACAACGGCAACGGCAGCAAUAUCAGCAGCACCAGAACCAGCAACAGCAGCAAGAAGAUGCUUCUCAGGCAGCCUACCCGCUGCCUCCUUUUUCGAAAGCGGAGAAUGAACAUGAAAUGCAGGAAGGUGGGGAGCUGCAGCAGCAGCAGCAACGCGGGCUAGCCCAAGAAGCACGCGCGGUCAAUGAACAGCCCGUGCAGCAGUCACCUAGACUCUCACUAAUUGAACGCCAAAUCGCCAUUGCCAAGCGGCACCAUGAAGAGCAUGAAAUGCGCCGGCAGCAACAGCAGCAAAUGCGGCAGCAGCAGCAGCAGCAACAGCAGCAAAUGGCUCGCCGUAAAAGCUCACGAAGCUACAGACGGCUGCUCGCUGUCACUUCUUCUCAAGCCCCACAACGCCCUGCGGAAGAUCUCUGCGUCUCUCUGCCUCGGCGUCAGCUACUGCAGCAGCCUCAGGAAGCCCAGAAGGAGGAAGAGCAGCAAAAGAUGCAGGACCAAGAAAUGCUGCAGCAACAAAGAGAGGAACUGCAGCAGCAGAAAGAGACAGCAGAUGUGCCGCAGCAGAAACAAACACCGUCAGAACCUCAAGAAGGGCAGCAGCAGCAGCAGGCCGCGCCCGAAUUACACCGUGAAGCACUGCUGCACUGCGGAAAGCAAAUGCAAAAUGAGAUGCAACAGAAAACGAUGCCUCAAGGGCAGCAGCUGCUGCACGAAAACGACCAGGAAAAGCAACAAAAGGAGCAGGAGCCGCAGCAACAAGAGCAAAAAAGUGAACAACAGGAGCAGCAGGAGAAGCUUCACGAAGAACCGCCGUCUCUAAUGGGCGCGGCUGCGACACCCCGGAGCAUGCCCUUGCAGCAAAGCGCCCUUUCCUCUCCUCGUUUAUCUCUUGUACAGAGACAGUCCUUACUAAUUGCACAGCAGAAGCAGCAGCACCAGCAGCAGCAGCUACAGCAGCAACGACAACAACAGCAGCUGCUAAAGAGGACACAGUCAUGUCGGCACGUAAAAAAGCAGGGGAGUCCAAUGCCUCUUCGCUUCUUUUCGGCAGGUUCCCCCUUAGAGCUACGCCAGCAGGAACAGCAGCUGCAAGAGCAACAACCACCGCUACGGCAGGAACAUAAGCUGAAGGCUUAUAGCAGCCUGCCUCCACAGCCACCACCGCAGCAGCAGCAGCGGCAGCAGCCUCGACGAGCUUCAACGUUUCCUGGCUCGCCAAAUAGUGACCGUCUCUCUCUGGUUGAGAGACAGGCUUCCCUGCUCCAAAAGCAGAGGGAAGAGAGACUGCAGCAGCAGCAGCGGAAGCGAGAGCAACAGUUGCUGCAGCAGCAACGGCAACUGCUGCAGCAGUUGCAGCAGCAGCACCUGCAGCAAUACCCUCUAAGGAAGCCAACAAACUCAUACUUAGCUUUAGCUCGAGCCUCAGCAGCGACCAUAAAGAGGGCAAGAGAAGCAGGCGCUGCGGCCCUAAGGGCAGCACAAGCAGCUGCGGCGCGCCGCAUCUCGGCAGAGCAAACGCAGCUACCGCAGCAGCAUCUGUUAACGAGGCAGCAGCCAAGCACAGCUGUAACAAUGGAGCAUGCUACGACUCAAGCGCACAUAACUAGCAGCAACUACAACGGCUGCUCCAAUGUUUAUGACCCCUCCGCAGGAGCAGCUCCAGCACGGGGGGUUGCCGCUUCUGUUGCUCCAGCUGAAUCUGAAAAAAUGAGCCAGAACGUCCUCGACAGUGACUUUAUGGUCCCUCUGUCAACGGUGUUACCAACAGGAACAGAAGCAAUUGCAGCCUCUUCACAGGCACCAGAAUCAAGGGGAGCAGCAGCAGGGCAUGCAGCGGAAACGCUGGCAGGGGCAGAAGCUGCAAAAUACGAAGAAUCAACAUCGCUCCUGAGUGCCCUGUCUACACCAGAAGAGACUGACUGGCUCUUCACGCCUCGUGGCGACAGCCCUCUUCCGCUACCUGUAGUGCAAGAGCACCAGAUGCAGCAGCAACUGCAGCAGCAACUGCAACAGCAGCAACGUCUCCAGCAACAGCUGCAGCAGCAGCUGCAACAACAGCUGCAGCAGCAGCUGCUUCAGCAUCAACACUUGCAACAGCAGCAGUUGCUGCUGCAGCAGCGGCUCAUCCAUCAAAAACAACUGCAGCAGCAGCAGCUACAAAAGAGGCUCAUGCGCCAGCAAGAGAGCAGUGUCACGGAAAAUGACGAACACCGAGGCGGGUUGCAGCACCAAUCGCACCAGCAACAAAUGACGCCCAGACAGCAGCCGCUGAUUCAGAUAAACGCAGCAGAUGGCCAAACUGGUGCACCGAAAUCACCUGCCUCUGCAUUGGAGGGCUUGAUCGGGGCAGCAACAAGGGCUGCGACAGUAUCUGCAUCAGCGGCAGCAGCAGCAGCAGCUGCUGCUGCUGCUCCAUCGCCCACAAGUACGCGCCAGAAAGAAGCCGCCGAUGGUGCAGCAGAAGCCUUCAGCAAGCUGAUAACAGAGAGCACAGCACUCUCACAGCCGCAAAUCAAGACAUCAGGGCCCUACCCAAAACGGGCACAUCCAGCUCCUACAGCUGCAGCAGCAGCCGCAGCAGCUGCCGCCGCUGCAGCAGCAGAAAUGCUUCAGCCAUGCAUGAAUGGAGGACAGCAGCAGCUGCUGCAACGUCAGCUGCAGCCUCUAAACUACAAGAGCAACAACACCACCUUUGGCACCGGUUUCGUCCCCGCAAGUUCUGCUGCUGUUCCUGUCUUAACGCCAGUGCCAGUGCCGUCUCCAACAGCAGCAGCAGCUGCAGCAAGCGCCUCUGCCGCAGCCGCAGCCGCUGCAGCCGCAGCAGCAGCAGCAGCAGGCCUGGAGGCUAGCAAUGCCUCAGGUGCGAGUGACGUGGCCGCACUUGAGAUUGAAGAUUCCACAGGGGCUGUCAAGGCCGUGCCUCUCAGGGAGGGUCAGUCUGCGGCAGCAGCACUUCACGAAUUUUGCCUGCAGGAAGGCAUACCAAAAGAGGGAGAGCAGCAACUAAAGCACGCCUUGCAAGUAGAGCAGCAAAGACACAAGCAACUGCAGCAGCAGCACAUGCCGUGCAAGCAGCAGCAACAACAACAACAGCGACAAGCGCAACAGAUGCAGCAGCAGAAACGAGCCGCUGCUUCUGAGUUUAUGGAAACAGACCCUGAAACGGAAGGGACCCCCUGGGAUCCCUCAUUGCCGGCAUCUCUAUUUGAAGAUGAUGAAAUCGCGUUACUGCGGCAGCCACCUCUGCAGCAGCCGCUAAAGCUUCAGCAGCCUAGCCAGUCCUUUUUGCCGCCCAACCCAAAGCAGCAUUCUCAAUUGCUGCUGCAGGGACAGCAAAUGCAGCCACUGCUGCCUCAGGUAAUGGAGAAGCAAAUAGCCUGGCAAGAACCCCCUCUGCAACAGAUGCAAACGCAGCAGAAGCCGCUGCGGCAAGAGCAUUUUCAGCUGCUGCCACAGCAACUCUUGCAGAUGCAGCAGCUUAUACAGCAGCCGCUGGAGCAGGAUUUGCAGCAGCAGCUUCUCCAUCCCCCACAGCAGCUGGGUGAAAGGGUUCCGCAACAAGUUUCUGCCCCUUGCGCUGGGUUAUCUCUCUCUAGACAACUAUCUGCUGCCCCGCACAUGCUCGCGCAGCCGCUUAGAAAGCAGAUACAACAGCCGCUUCAGCAACCACUCCGUCAGAUACUGAGACCGCCUCUACAACGGGGAUUACGGCAGCAGCCGCAGCAGGAACAACAGCAGCAACUGCAGAAAGAUCUGUGGUACACUCCGGCACAGCAGCCAGAAGGUGCAUAUCUCCUGUCAAGUAAACCACUGAGACAACCCCGGCCAGCAACAGUGGGCGGCGUAACAACUCCACAGGUGCAGCUUCUGCUGCAACAGCUACAACUAGAGCCGCAAAGUAGUAGUUACCAUAGGCAAGAAGCCGCCCCAAACUCCCCUCCUUUUCAGCUGCCGAGAUGCCGCAGCCACACUGCAUGGCAACAGCAACAGCAGCAGCAGUUGCUGCUCCUAACGCAAGAUAAACAACACGAACCGCAGCAAUUUCUGUCGAUCCCGAAGCAGCAGGUGCAACAGCAAACGCACCUGCAGGUGCAGCAGCAAGUGCAGCAGCAAGUGCAGCAGCAAGUGCAGCAACAGGUGCAGCAGCAAGUGCAGCAACAGGUGCAGCAGCAAGUGCAGCAGCAAGUGCAGCAGGAAGUGCAGCAGCAAGUGCAGCAGCAAGUGCAGCAACAGGUGCAGCAACAGGUGCAGCAGCAAGUGCAGCAGCAAGUGCAGCAGCAAGUGCAGCAGCAAGUGCAACAGCAGGUGCAGCAGCAAGUGCAGCAGCAAAUUCAACACCACCAGCUCCAGCAAGAGCCUCUGGAGCCGCAUUGCUGUGGCUCCCAUGCGUUGAAUAGUCCCGUAGCCUUCACCUCUGCGCAGCCUUCGUGCAUUUACAGCGACUGCAGCAGUCCCCCAUUCCAUUCACCAGGAUCUGUUAACCUUCAGGGGGCUUUCCCAGAGCAGCAGCAGCAGCAGCAGCAGCAGGUGCUGUUACAUCCCGGCGCUUCCAUGCCGCAGCAACAGCAACUGGGGGACGGGAGCUGCUGCAUCAGCGCUUGUUCAGGAAAGCAGAGCGCGUGGAAAGGCAGAAACAGGCAAGGACAGCAGAGGCAGCAGCGGCCGCAACAACGGCAAGAUAGUGCCGGAAGGAAACAACAGCGGCUAUAUGAGCUGCAGCAGGAACAGCGAGCUGCCAGGUUGCAGCAGCAGGUGCAACAACUGCAUCGGCAGGUGAGGCGGCUGCUGCGAAAGCACAAAGGGGAGCAGCAGUUGCUGUUACAACAGCUUGAAGGGGGAAGGGAACAGGAACAGCAGCUUGAGGGGCUCCGACUGCAGCAGCAAACUCUGCUACAACAGCUGCUGCAGCAGGAUGCAAAUGUUUUGAAGGCUCUGGAGAUGCUACAGCAACUACAACAGCUUCAGGCUACAGUAGCAGCGGCAGCUGUUGGAGCAGCAGACAAUCCUACCUCAAUGCAGCAGAAUGUCUUGUUGACUCCACGCACAGAGCAGUUACAGUGGGAGCAAAGGCAGCAAAGGCAGAAGCAGUUGCUGCUGCAGCAGCAAAUACUGGAGCAGAGGACAGCUCAAUUGUGGCAGGAGCAGCUAUUGCUGCAGCAAAGAAGGGAGGAAUUUGAGCGUGAGUUGCUGCAGCUGAAGCAUUCAGUAGAACAGCAGCAGUGGGCGCAGCAGCAUCAAGAGGGCACAGGGCUACAACGCACCAUUAGGCGCUUCCUGCAGCGCUUUGGUGUAGGCGCAGACCCAGCAAGUACAACAGCAACAGUUACAGCAAGAGCGACAGCAGCGCAGGCGCAGGCUCUCCAGGCGAGGGCACUUAACUGGAAGGGCCUUGUGGAGCAACAGCAGAGAUGCCAUCUCCUGGGGCAGCAGCAGCAACAGGACUUGUGGCGGCAGCAACAACAGCAGCGCCUGCUACACCUCGCUGAUGUCCUCUCGGCGUCUGCAGGUAAAGACUUGCGACAGCUUCACCAGGCCGCACGCAGCAGCAGCAUCAGUAGCAACCGUCUGCGCGGGAGGGAUUGGCAGAGCUGUUGCAGCUCAUAUAGCAGCAGCAUAUCCUCAAGAAGCAGCAGCUGCAGCAGCAGCGCCGACUUGCGGGAACCAGCACUAACACCGAGGGUUUGCUGGGGAACUCCAGCAGUGGCUCACAGCUAA